This is a messenger RNA of Etheostoma spectabile (orangethroat darter), 2248 nucleotides long. RefSeq names its product transmembrane protein 177 (gene tmem177). The transcript is spliced from 3 exons. Bases 212 to 1141 code for a protein of 309 amino acids. Gene Ontology annotation, cellular component: membrane. Lineage: Eukaryota; Metazoa; Chordata; Actinopteri; Perciformes; Percidae. The record is from RefSeq and is a predicted model, not a curated record.
GUCAUCAUGUCGGCUGUCCUUGUAAAGAAGCAAGAAGUGGAGAGCGUGUGAGUAAGAAGAUGUUUGUUUGCUGUGAAGAGCACACUAAAGACUUUGUUUUUUUUUUAGCCAUUUAAAGUGCGCAUUCAUGGGGACAUUUCCAGUGACAUAUGGUUGCUUAACAAUAUCCCACUGAUAUACUGCAGCACCUAACUCACUACAAAGAGGUGCCAUGGCGUCUCGCUUCCUCAAGUAUGCAGUGCUUCUUCAGAAGUACAGGACUCCGCUGAUUAUUGCGAGCUGUGGCGGGGUCUUCGCUGCCAACAUGUUCCACCAUGUCUUCCCCGAAGUGUCGUACCGUCAGCUCUAUCAGGCCUGGUUCAAAGGAGAAGCGGUCACGCUGUCUGAAAAGCUUGAGGAUGUUUUCCGGCAGGUGUUGAAGGAUUAUGGUGUCAGCUCCCCCGAGAAUUUCUCUGCCUUUGCCUCCUUUGGGUUCCAUCCGGUUGGUGCUGGUGUCCCUUGGCUUUCAAGGGCCCAAAUCGGCAUCCCAGCAAACUUUAACAGCAAGCCCGACGAUCCAAGCGGAAUUACCAACCGCACAAUUUUCAUCAACGGCAAAGCGGUGGAUUGGGGCAGUGAAACUGGCUCUGCGCUCCAGGAGGCACUGGUGUUUUCCCUUGAGGCACAGAAGUUUGCCAUAGCACGAGAAGUGGCCCGCUUGGAGUCCGGAGGACCUGUUUUAAACGCUGCUGUUGCCCCGUUCUGCCUGGGUGGGGUUUGGGUGUACAGCGUGCUAAUGAAGCAGUUGUUUGGGCUCCACGCCGGGCCUCCGCUACUUCGCGGGGGUGUGAACAUUCUGGCGCUGGGGCUCGGCGCCGUGUCCUACGUCCUCACCUCGGACGCUGUCAGCCAGUGGAUUGACUACAGCUCAGACCGGCGAGCGGCAGGAGUGUCCCGCGAUUAUGCCAAAGGAGGGGUGGAGUUUUACGAUAAGAUUCUGUCCAGAAACAAGACACUGCGCGCCCUAAUGGGACAGAAGGGAGAGGAGAUGUAUGCUCCGAGUGGUAACUUGUUUCCUGCUCACCUCCUUAAGAUGAAACACACACCAUACACAUCCAGGAGGGAAGGGAUCCUCGCUCUACUGCGAGAGGAAAAAGCUUAAAAAGAAAUCAUGGGGGUGGAUGGGGUGGGGGUUGAGAAUUAGAGUUGAUGUCAUCUAAACCUGUAAUGAUGAAAUAAGUUGUGCUUAUAUUUAUAUAAACUGUUGAAAAAUAGCAAAGUUCCUGAGCAUUUUUGAGAACAAAAUACCCCAGAAAAAAGAAUUAUUUAAAUAUAACAACUAGAUUAUUUUUCAUGGACAUAUUUCAUCCCACGUAAGCCAAAUGUUAUUUUGCGCACCGUUUUAUGAAUCCUGAAGUAUUGAAGGAACAAUGUAUUACAAGACAGUCUUGUAAAGUCCUGGGGUGUCAAAUAUGUAGUGGCCAGCAUGACUGGGGACUUAUUUAUCCAACAAAAGACAAGAUGGCGGUUACACAAUGUACAAAUAAACACUUUGAGACCUUGUUAAGAGCGUGUGAUGAAAUGAAUAGAAAUGGUGGAACAGUCACUGUCAUGCUGAAUAAAGUGUGAGGGUUCUUUGGGUUUACAAUAACAAUCUGUUAGGAAUGAUCAGUAUGGAAAAACACACACAAAUAAAAGAUUUUCUUGAAUGCAUUUUAUUGGUAUCUAGCCAUGCAUAGUUUAGUUUUCUUUGCCGAAGUUACUCUGGAUUAUCCAUAAACCUUGGACCCUGAUGGAUUCUCCUGAUUGACGGGGGGGCACAUCGUUGCCUUCCCCCCCCCCCCUAUCUCAGAAGUUGAAACCCUUUUAUUAUCAUCGCCCUGUUGGAUCAGGUGAUCGGUUCUCAAAAUGGGAAGGAAAGCACUACAAUACAGGAUAAUGAUUGUGCAACACCAGAGAGGUUUGCAGAUAUUCAGCGUUGGUCCAAAUUUCCAAACAAACUAAAGAGUUUGUCCUUGAGUUUCAAGUGUUUAGCCACUCAGCUGAAUGCUUCUUCCCAGCUGCUACUGCCUGCAAAGAAAUGGCAAUUCAUUCUUAGUUAGUUAUGUUAGAGAACCUAAAGCAUCCUGGUUCCUCUUCGGAUAUGUUACAACCAAUUAAAAGGCUGCUAGCUCUAUUAUGGAGGAAAAUAUGUUGGAUUGUGAUGAUGGACUGGAGGGACUAGCGCUCAUACUAUCUGUACUAUUCAUUAAGGUUAAGACCAACUUUA